Messenger RNA from Varroa destructor (honeybee mite), 6385 nucleotides. RefSeq names its product macroglobulin complement-related (gene Mcr). NCBI's taxonomy places the organism in Eukaryota, Metazoa, Arthropoda, Arachnida, Mesostigmata, Varroidae. Gene Ontology annotation, cellular component: extracellular region. The record is from RefSeq and is a predicted model, not a curated record. Gene Ontology annotation, molecular function: protein binding; endopeptidase inhibitor activity.
AUAAAUUCUGAAAAACAGUCAAGAGUGAUUCACUGAGGUUACCAUACAUAUAAAUAUACAGCAAGGCUAUGAGCAAAGGAGUGCUUUCGUUGGUUGUGUAGUGUUUGAAACCUUUUUAUUUGGAUACAACUGAACAAGAGGCUUAUCUGUGUAUUGUUGAGUACAAGCGGAUUGUGGCGGUAACUGCCUAGGUGACUCUCGACUAUGGUUUAAAAAUUAAGGAAAUCUGUAUUACGUCAGGUUUUGACGUAGGUUGGAGAUGACACCCAUGGGAGGAUAUAGCGACAGACCUGUUGGCGCUUUAACGACGCUUCUCGUCGCGACAGCUGUCCUACUGGCAGGCGUGUCACCGCAGUUCAACGAUCUCGGAGGUUAUGGGCAAUUUAGCUUCAGUUUUGACAACACAAAUAUCAAAACGCUUCGUGAACCGACGUACCUGAUUUUAGCGUCCCGUUUCGUACGCCCCGGUCAGAUCUACCGUAUAUAUGUCCAGCUGUUUGGAACUGAAGAUUCUUACCCUAUUAAUGUUAUUGCCGCUAUCCAGCGAGACGGAGUUGAAGUGGCUCAUGCCUCCGAACAGGUGAAUCCAGGCAUGUCUACAGAUGUGCUCAUGCAAGUUCCAACCACGAGCGUACAAGGUCGCUACAAGUUACGCGUGGAAGGUAACGUUAAUGGAGUGCUCGGCGGCACAGCGUUUGUGAACGAAACGAUACUAGAGUUCUCACAGAGGUCCAUGACGAUCUUCAUUCAAACGGAAAAACCCCUUUACAUGCAGGGGCAAACAGUGAGAUUUCGCGCUUUGCCACUCACAACUCAGCUAAAGGCAUUCUCGGACGCGGUGGAUGUCUAUAUGCUCAAUCCAAACAGAACGGUUAUGAGACGCUGGCUUUCCCGUCGCACAAAUCUUGGAGCUGUUUCGCUUGAGUACCCAUUGUCCGAGCAGCCGCAUUAUGGCUGGUGGACUAUUCAAGUUAUAGCGCAAGGUCAAGUUGAGGAGCACAGCUACCGGGUCGAAGAGUAUUACCAGACUCGGUUCGAAGUUAAUGUCACCAUGCCUACUUACUUCGUCAUGUCACAAGAAUUUGUUGAAGGAUCUGUAAUGGCUAAUUUCACGUCUGGCGCUGCUGUUACGGGUAAUUUGACGCUGAAGGCAAGCGUGGAGCCCAUCCGGCCAGCAUACGACAUACACUACCACUUCGUACGUUCCAUAGAGCAGAGUUUCCGUUGGUUCGAAGGGUUCAUGAACUUCAAGUUCGCCGUGCGCGACCUUUUGGUGCUUAGUCCCAAACUCGACGGCAUGAAAAUCGUGGUCAAGGCGGAAGUUGGGGAGCGGUUUUUAGAUCUCAUCGAAAUGGGAGAGUCUGCUACGAUUGUGUUCAAUUCCACACUUAAGUUAUCCUUCCUUGGUAACUCACCACAAGUCUACAAACCUGGGAUGCCAUUUAAAGCUUACGUCGCUCUAUCAUAUCACGACAAUUCCCCGCUCGAAAGGGGAGCUCUUGUUGGCAAGCGAAUCGAUGAGUUUCUCCGCAUCAGCGUGCAUGGGUCGCGGAACCCUGGAAACACGGUUCCCGUGCGGGUACCUGGCCAAAACAACAUGUGGGAAAUCGGCUUCGACACUGGAAGCUCCCUUGGAGGGCAGGAGCUCAGUCCUCCGCUGAUCCGAAUCGAGGCGGCCUUUUUUGACGACUAUCUGGGUCGAGCGAAUGGUGAACUUUUGCUGUACCCUGAGUUUUCGCCAAGUGGGUAUCACAUACAGGUGACAACGUCCACAAAGACCCCAAAAGUUGGCGAAUAUAUUAUCUUCCAUGUUCGCGCCAACUAUUUCAUCGACCAAUUUUCGUAUAUCGUCGUAUCGAAAGGGAUGGUAUUUUUGACAGGACAAGAAGUCAUGCAAAGUUCAUCGAUUCGAACGAUGGCAGUUUCACUCAGCGCCGAAAUGGCACCCUCUGCGACCAUUGUCGUAUUCGAUGUGCUUAAACGCGAAGGCCGAAUUAUAGCUGAUUCACUAACGUUCUCGGUAGACGCCAUUUCAAAGGACAAGUUCACCGUACAACUAAAUAAUAGAAAAGACAAAACUGGCGACAACGUCGAAAUCGCUGUCUACGGAUCACCUGGAGCCUACGUCGCCCUGUCAGGUCUUGAAAGAACUCUAUACGAAAUGCAUGCAGGCACACAACUCAGUUAUUCAGAAGUGAUCGAAAAAAUGAAUUCUUUUAUACCUACAAAUGGCACUCUGAAGCACGAGACCAUGUCACAUAUGGGCGACGUUAGCACGUACGUCAACUUUCCAUCAUCGUCCUAUGGACUUGACGCCAAUCGAACGUUCGCCUACGCUGGUCUGGUCGUGUUUACCGACGCAAGCGUAACCCGUGUCCGUGACGAGUGUAACAUUACUGCGGGUUUUCUUGGUUGCUAUGAUGGCUCAUGCUAUCCGGCGUCUCGUCGCUGUGAUGGCUUUCGAGACUGCUCGGAUGGAUCCGACGAAACAGCUUGCCCCGACGACCGUGUCGACGUUCGUAACUUCCGGAUGUUCCGCACAAAUCGCUACCUUCUACAGUACACAAACUCUUGGUUGUGGAAAGACAUCAACAUCGGGUCGCUUGGCCGCUAUAUCUUUACUUUGCCCGUUCCGGACGUACCUACCCAGUGGAUGAUUUCAGCAUUCGGUAUGACGGAAGCCACUGGCUUCGGCAUUCUCACAAAGCCCCUCUCGUUUUCAAGCGCAAAACCGUUCUACAUGACCGUAGAAAUGCCAACUCAUAUUCGGCUAGGGGAACAAAUCGGAAUUCGUAUUACCGUGUUUAACUAUCGACUUUACGAGACAGAGGUACUUGUCACGCUGGCGAACUCGCCUGAUUAUAAAUUUGUUCACGUUGACCCGUUUGGCCUUGUCAGUUCCUACAGGCCAAAAACAAGCUUCGGAGAACAUCAACAUCUCGUGUUUGUUAAAGCAGGGAAAUCGUUCGAAAUAUACAUGCCCAUCGUGCCCGUCCGUAUGGGACAGGUCAACGUCACAAUUCAGGCUAAAACGCAAAUCGCUAAAGAUCAGGUGACCAAGUCAGUGUUUGUCGAGUCGGAUGGUAUCGUUCAAGAGAGGCACAUUUCGAUGUUGCUAGAUCUCUCGCAAGGCGCGUACCUCAUCAAAUACCUCGAUACCAACAUUACAGAGACACCAAUUCUGCCAUUUAGAGAAGACCGGCUAUACAUCUUUGGUAGUAAUCGGGCAACAGUGUCAAUUGUUGGAGACGUGGUGGGCCCAGCUUUCCCUACGAUGCCAGUGAAUGCAAGCUCCUUAAUUGAAAAGCCGUCCUUCUGUGGCGAACAGAAUAUGUUUAAUUUCGCUGCUAAUAUGUGGACGCUUUUGUACCUCCGACUUACCGGGCAGUACAGACAAACGGAACAAAAAAAUGCAUUCAUCUAUCUUAACCUGCUUUAUCAACGACAGCUGCAAUUCCAAAACGACGAUGGGAGUUUCACAGUAUUUCGAUGGUACCGACGUCCUAGCGUAUGGCUGACUGCUUUUGCCCUGCGCACCUUCCAACGUGCAACCUUCCAGGAAUGGGAACAUUACAUCUACAUCGAUCCGACGGUCAUCCGGCGAGGCAUGGAAUGGUUGCUGUCCACUCAGUCAGACGAAGGGAGCUUCCAGGAAUACUCCACUUACCCGUACGACCGAAAGAUGAAUCCCUAUUCUGAAGGACAUUUCGAACGACUGCGUUAUACGAAUGUGUCGCUUACAGCACACGUAUUGAUCACCCUGUGCGAGGUGAAAGACCUCGGAGGCGAGGUUGGAGCCCGCAUGACUACGGCUCGAAAUGCUGCCCGCCGUUACCUCGAACAGAAAUUGAACAUUAUUCGGAACUGGGAAGACCCGUAUGAGUUGGCUAUUGUUGCCUACGCGCUCACGAUUGCUAACAGUGACGACGCGGAGGAUGCUUUCAAAUAUCUUGAUGAACGCAAGAUGGAAGCAGCUGGAAUGAUCUAUUGGGGUCGCGUAAAGGUAGAUCCUCCACGUGACAAGUACGAAAACCAAAGGCCAUAUCGACAGCCUCGCUUACCAGCGCUUUACGAGGCCUCCAAUGUUGAAACAACGGCCUAUGGCCUACUGACAUUCGUAAAGCGAAACGCCGUCAUUCAAAAGCAGAUGGUCGAAUGGCUAAAUUGUCAGCGAUUGCACGAUAGUGGAUGGUCUAGUACGCAAGAUACCGUUCUAGCGAUGCAGGCCUUAACUGAGUAUACGAUACAGAACCGGCUGUCGGACGUUGUGGAUCUUACCGUCACCGUCGAUGCACCUUCAACGCCAGGGUUUACGCGCGAACUUCGAAUCAACAGGGAUAACUUGAGUAAGCGGCAGGCGCUCACCAUCCCGAAUGCCUUCGGUGGAGUACUAGUGAAGGUGCAAGGUUCUGGUCUAGCCAUUCUGCAAAUGCAUGUACAGUACAAUAUCGAUACCUGGAGACACCUCGUAACCCAGCCACCAGCGAAAGCAUUUGACCUCGACGUCCGUCAAUACUCGUUCGGAAGGAAUAACUCCCACAUCACCUUUACUUCGUGUCAACGAUGGACGCGUUUAGAAGAAUCAAUGGCAAGUGGCAUGGCCGUCCUUGAAGUGAACCUCCCAUCCGGAUACUAUGUGCAACAACAGAAGCUUGACAGCUACGUACGCUAUGCGCGCGUGCGAAAUCUGCGUGAAGCACGCUAUCAGGAGACAAAGGUCGAGGUCUACUUUGAUUAUCUCGACGAAGAGCCAAUCUGCGUCGAUCUCACCAUUAACCGUUGGUAUCCUGUUGCCAACAUGUCAAGGUUUAUUUCCAUCAAAGUCUAUGAUUACUACGCUCCAGAACGUUUCAACGAAUCCAUGUUCGAGGUAUAUCAACUGUAUGCAAUGUCCAUUUGUCACGUAUGCGGCUCGUAUCAGUGCCCAUAUUGUCCUGUGUUCAGCCACUCUGGACCAAUGCUACGGGCAACGUAUUUUAUACUUGGUCCUAUGUUAGCCAUCUUCAUUCUACUUCGUGCAGCCGCCACGGAACGAUAGCAGCAUUGAGUCUAACGAGACAAGGUCUGGCAGGCGAACACUUCACGAAUGAAUGGAAUGGUAAUAAUAAUAUUAGGCACAGGAAGACAUUCCCUAUCGAGAACAAGAAACUCUAAGCACUUGUCAAAUGUGUACAUAGCGUACUACCGCUAUUGUUUUUGCUGACGCAUUGCCAUAACGUAACAGCAUAAAAUAAAUAACGCAGGACUUCAAUCUUUCUGUUUGUACAAUCAUUUCGAGUCACAUGACCGAAUGCUAGAGGCAGAUGUUAGCUAAUUCCCUAGAUGAUUUAUUAUUAUUUGUAUUCUACCAAUAUCAUCUGGCUCGAAAUGCGUUUAGCACGAUGCUUAUAUACAAGAAAACAUGAAUAGGAAAAAAUUCCAAAAGUAAAUACCGCUAUUAAGUGUUUGUACGUUCACGCGAGGCUAAUAUCUAUUUAUUAAAUGAUAAUGAGAAUAAUAAUAGUAAUAAUAACGGUUCUUAUUAUCAACCAGCACAAUCAAGAGGGUUAUUAUGAAGCGCAGGGCGAUGGUGAAACACUGGUGUCUAUGUAAAAAAAAAACGAAAAAAGCAUUUAUGUCUGAUUUGCUGAGGGUUAUGUACUAAAAGAGUAGUGCACACUUAUUGUUAGUGAUGCUCCUUAACGUAGAUACGAGGAUGCCUGUAUAUAAUACAGACAUUAAAUAGUGUCAAAAGCCAGGAUUUACAUACGGAGGACAGGCGCAACAAUACUGAGACUGAUACAAUGUAAUUUAACGGUGUGUAUUAAUAUACGGACCAACUGACUGAAGACUAACGAGAAAUGAUCAAAUCAAGAAAACCGGGUCCACUAACUUCCUUUAACGUAGCUAUUUUUCUCAAGAUGAAAGCACUAAAGACAAAAUGAUAUAGUAUGUAUGAUAUGUGUUAGUCUGGUCAAAGAAUUGGGUUGCGAGCCGAUAAACCAGUCAGUCAAUCUACCGAUGUAUAUGAUGGAUGCAAGGUAUUUAGAUAUGGUUUGUAUUGAUGGCCUAUGUGAGGCAGUUCGUUCUAGUUUAUUAUGAAAUUACUCUUUAGUAAAAAAAAAAAAGUAUGUCCUUAUUUUUCUUGCAUACAAUGAAUCGAUAUGACCGCCAUGUAACAAACGUUUUUUCGUUAUUCUUUUUUAUAUAAACAUUUUUACAACAAUCUUAUUUACAGUCUAAUUAUAGAAUCUCAUCUUGUACAUACAAAAAUCUUUAAUUUUACACAAUAUUGACUACUAAUAAAAGAUAAAAAUGAAAUGAAAACAACGAUAAUUAUAAUCAGUUUUUCUUGAUUGAAAAUCUUACUUCAUUGCUCGUAUUUUUCCGUCCCUGCACAUUUCUA